Messenger RNA from Amoebophrya sp. A120, 2385 nucleotides. The record is from the annotation of a GenBank genome assembly. NCBI's taxonomy places the organism in Eukaryota, Dinophyceae, Syndiniales, Amoebophryaceae.
GGCAGAGCAUCCAAGUUGAUGUCCUGCUCCGACGUGGUGCAAAAAUUAUCUCCAAAUUAGUACCAACUGAUCACGCGUGUGGAUGUCCUCUUGCUCCUCACCAGAAACAAGAUGAAGUCUUACACAUACCUCUUGGUCGCUCAGUGGUCGGUCUUCCAACUUGCGACUGCGAGACAGCGCAUGCUCCGGCGAGAGCCGCGACCGCUACCAGUUAGCGAGGAGGUGGUAUCUCCAUCGAGCCAGGCGCUCGGUCACCAAGAGCCAGAUGAACAAGGAGCAAAAGACGACUCCUCAACCACUUUCCUCGCUCUCGGAGAAGACGAGGAACAGCAUGGGGGUGCUAGAGCCAAGCCCAAGGCCACGAAGCGGAAAAAUGAAAAUCGCGAUGAACGAGGGGGUACAACUACAACUUCUCCCGACCACGGAGCGGCACAGCGUGUCAACCAAGGAGAUAAUUACGGAGACAAGGUGAACUAUGACCUGGAUGCGAUGGAUAACGAAGGGUGCUCCAACCUGAACAAGUUGCAUGUGCGAGAGUCGAGGUUGCGGUACAACGAGGACCCACUUUCGUAUCAGAUUCGGCAGCUGGGAACGAUGCUGAGCCGCGCGGAACGCAUCACGGACACGGAUUCCACAGCGUUCCGUGAAGCCUACACAGCGGCACUGCAGCAGCGUGACUGUUUGUUCUGGCUCAUCGACGAAGCAAAGGGCGAGCCGGAGCUUGCUUCUCACAAGGCGAUCGACCAUGCUGUGGAAGGUAUUGAUGAUUUUCUUCGGAACAAUGAACUGCUUCGACGUGCAGAACGAAGCAAAGUAGACCAUAGUGCAUUUGCCGGCUUCUUUCGACAGCGGGUCGCUCGCACUUGCCUUUUUGAAAAGACCUAAAACCAAGUACAAAAAAUAAAAAUAAUGCGCUCAGUAUACUUUUUUUGUUCAUGAUCAUGGGCUCCGGUGAAAACCGCAAAUCGGUAAUACAUACUUACGAUGCCGUCGUCGCGUCGUUCUUGAAGAAGAUUUCGAACAAUCAGACAAGAGUAAGCGGACCUGGUCUUUUUUGAAAACACACAGUUAGUGCUCUCGCGCGCGCCGGUGAUAUCAGCGCGUUGGAGAAGCGGUACCGCACCCUGUUCAGCGGGGAGGAGAAGCCACGCCAUUUGAAGUCGGAUGUUUCAACCAGCGAUGUCUUGCGAAACAAGGUCCGAAGUGGUGAGUUCGAGGACAAAUUUGACAACUACCUUGCCAUGCACUAUGGAAGCAUCAGCUUGGAAAUCUACUGCAAAGUGGAAAGUGUAAUGAUCUGUGUAGAAGUUCGCAAAACGGGCAAGAAUGUGCCAAGCGGUUGCUAUUAAAGAGCACGCCGGGUGGCGAAAAAGCGGUCCCUCUCCCUAUCAUCUAUUUCCCCUCCGGACCAUAGAGACAGUGUGAUGAAUUGCUGUUGGGUGCUGUCUCAAAAUAAAAAUGCCAUACGUCACCGCUUACUAGGACAGAAGUCCGCUAUUGCGGGGGGCCCAAGAACAGGCACAGCUAUCCGCUCCAUCAAUAUGCAUGCACAAAAAAUAAAAACUGUGAUUGCAAUUGCUAUUGCACUUUGAAACUUUGUCGAAGAUUUCCAAUGGCUGACGCCUCCAUAUGCACAUUGUGCAGGAGAACGACAACGCGCGCCCGGGGGAGAAAACCCUCCUGUCGGAGGGGACCGCGCACAACAGCGCGGGCGAGUCCAUGGUGGACGUAGUGGAGAAGGCGGGCGCCUGGUUUGGGAAGCAGGAACGAGUAGCAAAGCGGCUGCGAGACGACUACAGCCAAAUGCAAAAUCACUUGGAGGCGGCUGCCGUCAGUCUGCCCGCAGACAUCGAAGCGAACCCGCCGGAGUACCCGGACGGUAUCGUGAAUGGCGCGAAGGCACUGAAAAACCUGCGCAGCGUCGUGCCAAGCUUCAUCCGUCACACGAAGGACAAACUGAUGAAAAUUUUCGAACAGGUUUGAAUGUAGUUUGUCGAAUUUAAGAACAAGAAAACAGCAAUGCGAAAGUGCCCUGUAGUGCGUGAGAAUGAGAAGUGUAAACGUUGUUGGGGAUGAUGAACCUCCCGUCAAGAACACCCUCCUACCAGAAGAAGAAAAAGUAGGGUGCGCCAUAGCAACAUGAGGGUGACGAGUGCGGCGCCCAAACUCUCAGUUACUUAACCUUUCUGAAUGUAUGUCUAUUAUGAACCAAUGAAAAAUGAUGUUUGUGCCUGUGUUUCUGUGUAUGUGAAUAACCACCGUAGUUCUUCUUCUUGUAUAAAAAUAAACGAAACAAUUCCCCCGCCCGUUUCAGUUUCUUACUCUUAGCACGUCGAAAUUUUGCGAAUGUAAGCUUUGUUGUAAUUGUUGCCGGCUAAUACUGAU